UAUCAGCAUAUGGAGGAAGGAGGGGAGUCAGAAAUGGUGAAAGAAUCAAAAGUUCAUAGAUUAAUUCAUCUAAACGCUGUACAACCUGUUAAAUAUUGUAAAAAUGAUAUCAGUACAGCCAAAUAUAACUUCAUCACAUUUUUACCCAAGUUUUUAUUUGAACAAUUCCGGAGAUAUGCCAAUAUAUUCUUCUUAUUCAUUGCUCUCAUUCAGCAAAUUCCAAAUGUAUCACCAACAGGACGAUACACCACAGCUGUUCCCUUGAUUCUCAUUCUCUCUGUCUCAGCUAUUAAAGAAAUUAUAGAAGAUUUUAAAAGACAUCGAGCAGAUGAUGCUGUUAAUAACAGAAAGAUUCAAGCGUUACGGGGUGGGGUAUGGCAGACUAUAAGAUGGACUCAAGUAUUAGUAGGUGAUAUAGUAAAAGUUGUUAAUGGUGGUUUCUUUCCAGCCGAUCUCAUAUUGUUAUCAUCUAGUGAACCACAAGCUAUGUGUUAUAUAGAAACAUCUAAUUUAGAUGGAGAGACCAAUUUAAAACUGAGACAGGGUGUAACUCAAACCAGUAAAUUAUUGACUAGUGACGAACUCUCUGAUUUGAGAGGGGUGGUGGAAUGUGAACUGCCCAAUCGUCAUCUGUACGAGUUUGUCGGGAAUAUUAGACCCAGUGGACAAAGUGCCUACCCUGUAGGAGUAGAUCAGUUAUUAUUGAGAGGAUCCAUCUUGAAAAACACCAACUGGAUUUUUGGUGUAGUAGUAUAUUCAGGUCAUCAAACUAAACUCAUGUUAAAUUCCACUUCUGCUCCAUUAAAACGUUCCAAUGUAGAAAAACUCACCAACACUCAGAUUUUGAUAUUAUUUGUGUUAUUAGUGGUGUUAUCAUUAAUCAGUGCUGUAGCUAAUACUAUCUGGAAGGGACGACAUUCUGGUAAAGAUUGGUAUCUCUAUAGUCCAGAUGAUGAAGCUCCUAAUUUUGGUUAUAAUUUAUUGACGUUUAUAAUUCUGUAUAAUAAUUUGAUACCUAUCAGUUUACAAGUUACAUUGGAAGUCGUUAAAUUUAUACAAGCUAUCUUCAUUAACUGGGAUAUAGAUAUGUACUAUGAAAAAACAGAUACACCGGCCAUGGCUAGAACCAGUAAUCUUAACGAAGAACUGGGUCAGGUGAGAUUUCUGUUUUCUGAUAAAACUGGUACGUUAACUCAGAAUAUUAUGGAGUUUAGGAAAUGUAGUAUAGCUGGAUUGGCAUAUGGCAAUGCUGAAGAAAGUUGCCAUCAUUUUGAUGAUCCAGAAAUGCUGAAAAACCUCACAGAAAAACAUGAAACAUCGAAGGAUAUACGAGAGUUCCUGACAUUGUUAGCUGUUUGUCAUACUGUAGUACCAGAACGACAGGGAGAUGCUAGCACCAUCAGAUACCAAGCUGCCUCACCAGAUGAGGCAGCCCUAGUAGAAGCUGCUCGACAAUUUGGAUUUGUUUUUACAACUCGAACUCCAGAAACUAUUACUAUAGAAGUGCUUGGUGAGAAAGAAACAUAUGAAGUUUUAAACGUCUUAGAAUUUACAAGUGAUCGUAAAAGGAUGUCAGUGGUAUUAAGAUGUCCUGAUGGUAAUAUAAGAUUAUAUUCUAAAGGGGCAGAUACAGUUAUAUUUGAGAGAUUGGAAGAGAAACAGAAUUUCCGUGAGCAGACGUUACAACAUCUUGAAGAAUUUGCUUCAUUAGGUUUACGUACAUUAUGCUGUGCUGUAGUAGAGAUAUCAGAUGAAUUCUAUGAUGAAUGGAGACACACGUUUUAUAAAGCCAGUACGUCCAUACAGAAUAGAGAGAGAAAACUAGAAGAGGCUGCCGAACUUAUAGAAUCUAAUCUAAGAUUAAUUGGUGCUACUGCUAUAGAAGAUAAAUUACAAGAGGGAGUGCCAGAGACAAUUGAUACCCUAGCUAAAGCUGAUAUUAAAAUCUGGGUAUUAACUGGAGAUAAACAGGAGACAGCUAUUAAUAUAGGUUAUGCUUGUAAAUUAUUAACACAAGGAAUGGAUUUAGUUGUUAUUAAUGAACACUGUCUAGAUACAACAAGAGAAACUUUACUAGCUAGAAAGGGUCAGUUUGGAGAUGCGUUAGGGAAAGAAAAUGAUGCUGCCCUUGUUAUAGAUGGGCAGACAUUAAAGUAUGCGUUAUUAUGUGACUGUCGGAAAGAUUUUCUAGAUAUAGCGUUAUCUUGUAAAGCUGUCAUUUGUUGUAGAGUAUCACCACUACAGAAAGCUGAAUUAGUAGAAUUAGUAAAAACUAGUCAGAAGACAAUAACACUAGCUAUAGGUGACGGAGCUAACGAUGUGGGUAUGAUACAGGCUGCUCACGUGGGGGUAGGAAUCAGUGGAUUAGAAGGUCUACAAGCUGCUUGUGCUUCUGAUUACGCCAUAGCACAGUUCCGAUUUUUAAAGAAGUUAGUUUUAGUCCAUGGUGCGUGGAGUUAUAGUAGAUUGUGUAAACUAAUAUUAUACUCCUUUUAUAAAAACAUCUGUUUAUAUGUUAUAGAGUUCUGGUUUCAAUUUGUUAAUGGUUUUUCUGGUCAGAUUCUGUUUGAACGUUGGAGUAUAGGUCUUUAUAAUGUGAUAUUUACGAUGGCCCCGCCAUUAGCUAUGGGAUUAUUUGAUCGAUAUUGUAGUACAGAAACUAUGAUGAAAAACCCUAUUUUAUAUAAAGACAGUCAGAAGGGAAAGUUCUUUAAUGUUAAGGUAUUUUGGAUGUGGAUAUUUAACUCUAUCGUUCAUUCUAUUUUAUUGUUCUGGAUGACGUACGCUGCCCUGCAACACGAUAUAUCGUUUUCUAGUGGUAAAAUAGGAGAUUAUUUAUUCAUGGGGAAUUUUGUGUACACGUAUGUGGUUGUGACUGUAUGUUUAAAGGCAGCAUUAGAAACCAGCUCCUGGACUUGGCUGACCCAUCUAGCUAUCUGGGGUAGUAUUGGUUGUUGGUUUCUAUUCCUGAUAGUCUACAGUCACGUGUUCCCCAUCAUUAACUUGGCACCAGAAAUGGUUGGAAUGGAUCGUUAUGUGUUAGGAUGUUCGUUAUUUUGGUUAGGAUUAAUUAUUAUUCCCUCAUCCUCAUUAUUACGAGAUUUCACCUGGAAAGUAAUGAAGCGUCUGUUUUUCAAGACUCAGAGACAAUACGUACAGGAAAUGGAACUGGCCAAUAAAGAUGCCAUAAUACAGUCAGCUUCACCUAAAAAGAAAAGAACUCCAUUGUAUUUUAUUGUAUUUAACGUCUCAUUGUAUAAUAAUUACAGGCCGAUAUCAGAGCGAGCCAGAUUGUUAGAUGGUUAUGCUUUCUCUCAAGAAGAACAUGGUGUUGUGGGUCAGGCAAGAUAUAUCCGUGCCUACGAUACGACAAGAGAAAAACCUGAAGGCUUAUAA
Lottia gigantea (owl limpet) is the source of this 3396-nucleotide messenger RNA. RefSeq lists its product as hypothetical. NCBI's taxonomy places the organism in Eukaryota, Metazoa, Mollusca, Gastropoda, Lottiidae. The transcript is spliced from 38 exons. Gene Ontology annotation, molecular function: ATPase-coupled intramembrane lipid carrier activity; ATP hydrolysis activity; ATP binding. Gene Ontology annotation, biological process: phospholipid translocation. The record is from RefSeq and is a predicted model, not a curated record. Bases 10 to 3396 code for a protein of 1128 amino acids. Gene Ontology annotation, cellular component: plasma membrane.